UAUACUUUCAGAUACCUUGACUCUUUAUGAUUUUACUUCACUGGCGAUGAUCCGUGUUUGAAGUUCUCCCAGCCAUGGGCUGUUGUGCACUGACUCCAUCAUUCGAUGAUCAGAGAUAAUGACAAGAAACGCAAACUAUCGGCUGUAUUGGAGAGAGCGCCAUUGAAGCUUAGUCAACUAGUAUAUUAGAAAGAAGGUGAUACGAGGCUUUGAUGGCCACGCAGACUGUUCCGCUCUCCUCGUCUGCUGCGGUGAAUCCUGGUAAAUCGGUUCCCCUCAAUGAGUCCAGCUACAAGUAGGAUAUCGGCGAUGUUGAAUAAGAAUGAGGUUCCGUUUCCCUAUUUUUCGCUCAUUACGUCCGUUUCAUCGUUGGAGUAUGAAAUGGAACCCUGGGGAUUUUUCCUUUAAUUGUGAUGUUCGGACUACUUGAUUUUUGCUCGUGAAGCAUGUUUCAUAGGCUUGUUAGCUGAAUAACCAUUAUCCUAAAAUUUAAAAAAAAAAUAAAACACGUCUUUGAUUCAGAUUUAAUGGAGAAGAAUUCAGUAUAAAAAUUGAAAGAUGUCUUCGUCACCGAGUAAUUCUUCGAACACUACUUCCGAUUCUAUUUCCGGAAUAGAACUUCCGCCUGGAUAUAGUACAGUUCAUCUGAUAGUGACAGUCGUCAUUGUGACGGCGAUAAUUUUACUUAUUGUGGUUGGAAAUUUACUUGUAGUGAUUGCGAUUUACACAGAUAAAAAUUUAAAAUCAAAACAAAAUUGGUUUAUUGCAUCCUUGGCUGUGGCAGAUUUUCUACUUGGUUUGAUAAUUAUGCCGUUCAGUCUUUCGAAUGAAGUGAUGGGAUACUGGUAUUUUGGUUCUGUGUGGUGUGAUUUAUGGAAAGCUAUAGACGUCCUCCUCUGUACCGCUUCCAUUCUAAGCAUCUGCCUUAUUAGUCUGGAUAGAUAUUGGUGCAUCACUAAGGCCUUGACUUAUCCCAGACAACGAACAGCGACGCGCGCAGCUCUUAUGAUUGCCGCCGUGUGGAUAUUGUCCUUAAUCAUUUGUGUACCUCCAUUGAUAGGGUGGAAAAAUCCACUUCCGGUUACAGAUUAUCCAUUGUGUUUACUCAGCAGUGAAGUGGGAUAUAUCAUUAGUUCUUGCAUGGGGUCGUUUUAUAUACCGGGGGUUAUCAUGGUGAUUGUUUAUUACAAGAUUUACCAAGCUGCAAAAGAACGUGCUAGAAAACAAACCCAAAACGGGAAAAAGGCAAAGAAAAAAGUAAAGAAGUCCGAAAAAGAACUAAAUGGUCUCUUGUCUGAAAAUAACCAAGGGGAGGGAGAAGAAACAUUGAAUAUGCCUGUCAAAGUCAAUAGCAUGACUCUAACCGAUGAUGAAAGUACUUGGCCUAUUUAUCAAAAGCAAACUUCUAACCAAGAUGAAUCAGGCCAACAGGCAGAAACCGAGAAUGGAGAUGAUGAUGAUGAUGAGAAUGAUGAUAAUAUAGACGAAGGAAAUGACGAAGAAGAAUCAUCAAGAUCGAACACCACUGCCACAACCCGCGUGACGUCAGAUCCUGGAGAAAUAAAAAGAGAUCAGUCUGACAUUAACGAAACUAUUAAAGAUAUUGAAAGACAAAAACGCAAAAUUGCAAAAGCGCGGGAAAGACGAGCUACCAUUGUUCUUGGAAUUGUCAUGGCGGCUUUUAUCGUCUGUUGGGCUCCUUUUUUUACUCUGUAUGUCAUAAAAGCAUUGUGUCACUGUAUUCCCGAUAUUGUGUUUAACGUUUUCUUUUGGGCUGGUUAUUGUAAUUCUGCCCUGAAUCCAAUAAUCUAUACGGUGUUUAAUCGGGAUUUUAGACAUGCUUUCAAAAGAAUUCUUUGUCGUGAGUCAAAAUAUCGGUAGAGUAAUGGACGUGACAUUGUUGCAGGUUGUUUAAUUAUAAAAUUAAUGCUUUUUGUACUCAUUGGAAGAACUAAUAUUUUUGUUCCUCUUAAAAAUGUUCAUUAAAUCAUAAAAAGUA
This is a messenger RNA of Saccostrea echinata, 1999 nucleotides long. Its product is annotated as 5-hydroxytryptamine receptor 1D-like. Gene Ontology annotation, molecular function: adrenergic receptor activity. Gene Ontology annotation, biological process: adenylate cyclase-activating adrenergic receptor signaling pathway. Gene Ontology annotation, cellular component: membrane. The record is from RefSeq and is a predicted model, not a curated record. The coding region runs from base 559 to 1881 and encodes 440 amino acids. The transcript is spliced from 2 exons. Lineage: Eukaryota; Metazoa; Mollusca; Bivalvia; Ostreida; Ostreidae.